Parus major (Great Tit) is the source of this 2637-nucleotide messenger RNA. RefSeq names its product bromo adjacent homology domain containing 1 (gene BAHD1). Bases 130 to 2637 code for a protein of 835 amino acids. Gene Ontology annotation, molecular function: chromatin binding. The record is from RefSeq and is a predicted model, not a curated record. Lineage: Eukaryota; Metazoa; Chordata; Aves; Passeriformes; Paridae. The transcript is spliced from 7 exons.
CAUCCCGCAGCCGAGGAGGCGGCGGCGCUGACGCAGCAGCAGCGCGGAGCUCGGGACUCGCGGCGCUCCCGCCGCUGGAUUUCUCCCCCCCGGGGCCUGCGGCAGCCUCCCGGAUUGGACAUUGAUCCUAUGACGCAUGCCCGGAAAAAACAACUUUUCCUUCUAAAACAUCCAGCUGGUUCUGCUGGCCAGGCCUCGUCGCCAAUAGGCAGCAGGAGGAUGGACAGGGCCAACGCAGAGCAGCGGGAUGGAGAUGCCUCGGAGGCUCCAAACUGUCCCACUAGGUUUGUAGGGAGUAACAAAAGCAAGAGUUUGCGUGAAGUGCGAAAGACGUACCCGCUGCGGAGGCGGCUGCUCCCCUCGGUGAGCAAAAAGACCUGCAAGGUGCUCCUCACCAGGCUGGAGGAUGUGGCUGGCUCUCUGUCCAAACAGACCCCAAGCUGUAAAAAAAAGCACCUUCCCAGCUGGGUUGAGGAUUUGGGAUCUGCUUUGUUCUCAGAACAAGUUCAGCCUGUGGGAGCGGGCAAGAGUGACUCAUCCGGGGAGAAGUGCACGGUAACUUAUCCCGGGCCGGAGCAGGACUUUGAUCCUGCUCCCUCGGAGCCCAGGAAGCGCCGGCUGGCCUCGCUGAACGCGGAGGCGGUGAACAACCUGCUGUUUGAACGGGACGAUGGCUUGUUAUCCGGCAGGCGCUUCCGCAGGGACUCUGGGAAGGCUGCUGGGGACUGUACCCUCAAGGGCUUGCAGUGCAAAGCCGGUGACAACUGCCCUGCCCUGGAAAAACCGGCUGUGAAAACAGGGAAAGGAAAGAACCGGCAUGAGGCCAGUCAGAAAUGUAAUAGCUGUGAGCAUUCGCUGGACGAGGUCUUUGAUGAUGGGGCAAAGAGGGAGGAUGGUGCCGUCUCCUACCAUCCCACCCCAAAGAGACUGGCCAGCCUGAACGCCGUGGCCUUCCUGAAGCUGACCCACGAGAAAGACCAACCCCUGAAACAGAGGAGUAAAUCGGACGGAGAGGGCAAGUCCGAGAACCACUGUUCAAAAUCUACACUCAAAUGGGCCAAAGCCGGUCGGAAGAACUGUGUCAAAUCCAAGAAGGAAGUGGCCAGCUUAAAAAUGGAUGGGCAGCACGGCUGGCAAGGCCAGACCCUGGGCACAUUUGGGAAAGGGGAGCAGCGGGACUCUUCCAGGGUCUAUGGGACGUCAGAGCCUGUCCCCUACGAGUCGCUGUCUGGCUCCUAUGCCAGCACGGAGGGCUUCUACCACAGACUGCCUUUGCUCAUGGGAGGACAAGCUUCCAUGAAGCCAGAGUAUGGAAGACCCGGAGAAAAAUCCCCAACCCCCAAACAGGAAUUUCAUCAGCCUUCCUUUCCUGUGCAGCAGUUCCCUCCCUUGCCUGUGCCCGGGAAUCACACGGAUUGUGGAUGUCUCUAUGAAUCCUCAGAUCUGACUCCGUUGAACGGGUUUUAUGUUUAUUAUGGCCAAAGUGGAUACAGUGGCUAUUCCCCCUGCUCCAUUUAUCCCAAGGAGGAGCUGUCGCAGGCUGCGACCUGCGAGGGGCUCCUGGUAUCUUCCGGUUCCUUGCCAUCAGGUGCUCAUUUCCAGCCCCUGCACUGGUGCAGCUCUCCGUACUGCUGCGGGGAGGGAGCGGCCGUGAGCAGCUACAGCGUCUGCGGCGUGGUGCACGUCCCGGAGGGCAGGAUCGGCAGCGUGCACACGGGACGGAACAGCUACCCCUACAAAAUGCCUUUUGCAGCAGAAGGCUGCAAGUCUCUGGACCAGCUGAACCUCACAAUCCCGGUGGCAGGACACCCCGCGUCGCCUGCCCACCCGCUCUCAGGAUGUCCCGUGCCCAGCGUGCCGCCGGCUGCAGAGCCCGUUCCUCACCUGCAGACCCCCAACUCUGACCCUCAGACCAUGGCCCGAGAAUGUCCUCAGAGCUCCAAGCCUCCCAGCGGCUCCAAGUCCGGGCUGCGGAAUACUCCAGGCUGCCUGCACGCCUCCAACAGCAAAGCGGCGGGGGGCCAUUCCCACCCCAAGCAGCAGCGGAUCAGCCGGCGCAGAGCCACCAACGGCUGGAUCCCCGUGGGCACGGCCUGUGAGAAGGCUGUCUACGUCGUGAACGAGCCGGAGCCGGCCGUGCGCAAGAGCUACCAGGCUGUGGAGAGGGACGGGGAGAUCAUCCGGGUGCGGGACACCGUGCUCCUCAAAUCGGGGCCCCGCAAGAAAUCCAUGCCCUACGUCGCCAAGAUCUCCGCCCUCUGGGAGGACCCCAAGACAGGGGAGCUGAUGAUGAGCCUCCUGUGGUAUUACAGACCGGAGCACACUCAGGGAGGCCGCAACCCCAGCAUGCACCAGAAUGAGAUCUUUGCGUCGCGGCACCAGGACGAGAACAGCGUCGCCUGCAUCGAGGAGAAGUGCUACGUGCUGACCUUCGCGGAGUACUGCAGAUUUUGUGCCUUGGCAAAGCGUCGAGUCGAAGGGAUCCCGGGCAGGAAAACCAUCAUGGUUCCUCCCUCAGAGGAGUAUUCCACCCCUCUGCACCGCAAGGUGCCCGAGGACACGGACCCCGAGCUGGUUUUCCUCUGUCGUCACGUCUACGACUUCAGGCACGGGCGCAUCCUGAAGAACCCGCAGUAG